Salmo salar (Atlantic salmon) is the source of this 1459-nucleotide messenger RNA. Its product is annotated as homeobox protein DBX2. Gene Ontology annotation, biological process: regulation of transcription by RNA polymerase II. NCBI's taxonomy places the organism in Eukaryota, Metazoa, Chordata, Actinopteri, Salmoniformes, Salmonidae. The record is from RefSeq and is a predicted model, not a curated record. Gene Ontology annotation, molecular function: DNA binding; DNA-binding transcription factor activity, RNA polymerase II-specific.
AAGAGAGAGAGAGAGCUUUUCUUUUCCUGGGACUUUAAUGAAGUUGGCCAUGGUCUGGGGUGUCUUGGAGGGAUUAUAUCUCAAACUUGUGUCUCUUCUGUCACUUGGCUCUGUGACUGCUGAGACUAAUGGGCUGUGCUGUGAGGUGAGUGAAUGGGAAAGGGAAAGGGGGAUACCUAGUCAGUUGUACAACUGAAUGCAUUCAACUGAAAUGUGUAUUCCGCGUUUAACCCAACCCUGAAUCAGAGAGGUGCGGGGGUUGCCUUAAUCGAGUGAGGGAGCGUUCCUUAGGGUCACAGUGAACAGGAUGAUCGGUGGUCAGAAGGAGAAUAUGGCAGCAAGAUCACCUCCUACUCAUCCUGGCUUUGGCAUCUCUGGGAAGAGCUUCCUCAUCGACAACCUGCUGUGCUCGGCAGGGCCAUCCUUUCCCUCAUCCUCUUCCUCACCCACAUCAGGUGGGCCAACAAGUGGGCUCUUCAAGGGGCCCUCGACCGGCCCCUACAGGAGCACCUGGGGCCCUCAGCAUGUUGUCUAUGAGGGCCAGAGUAAAAACUGUGAACGAGCCAAAGACAGAGGGCUUCCUCCUCAGCCACACUCAGGCCUGUUGAGCAGUGUGUUUCUACGGGGCCCUCAGUAUGUGCUGGCAGCAGUGUGCUGUGGUGGGUCCAGCCCUCCACCUGUCUUCUCCAAGGGAGCCUAUAUUCCCAUGUGGUCCCCGGAUACGAGCUCCACACCCCGGCGAGGGAUCCUGAGGAGGGCGGUGUUUUCGGAUGAGCAGAGGAAGGAGCUGGAGAAAACGUUCAAAAGACAGAAAUACAUCAGCAAGAUAGACAGAAACAAAUUGGCAGCAGAUCUCAACCUGAAGGAAUCCCAGGUGAAGAUCUGGUUUCAGAACCGGAGAAUGAAGUGGAGGAACUGUAAGGAGAAGGGGGGCCACAGCUGCCGCUCCCCCAUGGAGGAGCUCAUGUCCCGGGGCUGCAACCAGGAAGAGGAACGCAAGGGGGCACCAGAGAGCACGGGCACGCCAUCAGACAGCUCACCAUCACAGCAGCGGGACACGGACACAGGAGUUACCACAGAGAAAGAGUUAUGCAAGGAACCUGUGACUUUGAAACAGCCAUUGAGUCCGCACAGACACACUAUGACCUCUGACCCCUGAGAGGAUGACAGACUGAAAGACGGGCGUUGAGCAUUGGAUAAAGUGACUAACACUCCAUAACAAGAAAAUACUUGUCUUUUUAAUAUUUUGUGGAUUGCUAUUGUGUAGUAACAUUUUGUAGACUGACUACAAGUGUUUUGGAAACUUUUAUUAUAUCAUACACUGUAUAUGAACACAAACUGAAGGUUAGUCAGCUACACACAACCAUGUACAAAUGCUUUAACAUGUAAGACUGUAUUCAUAAUAUUUAUUUUACUCUUUUAACUGAAACAAUUUCUGUAAAUAAAAUGAUUCAUUCAA